Messenger RNA from Sesamum indicum (sesame), 3306 nucleotides. RefSeq lists its product as uncharacterized. Gene Ontology annotation, molecular function: RNA binding. The record is from RefSeq and is a predicted model, not a curated record. NCBI's taxonomy places the organism in Eukaryota, Viridiplantae, Streptophyta, Magnoliopsida, Lamiales, Pedaliaceae.
UCCAACUUAACAAAAGACGAACACUGAAAACAGGUGCAUUUAUCACUAUAAUAAUAUUUAAUUAAAAUAGUAUCAAUUUCCGCCAUUAACGACCUGGAAGAAAUUCCUUGUUGCAAGAUAACAAUUUUCACAUAUAAACGAAGGGAUGGAUGUUGGUUCUCCUGGGAAUGGAUAUGAUACCAUAAAUGACUUUCUGAAGGAUGAUGACUCUGCACUUCCAGAUGAUCUAGAUGUCGGCUUCAUAGUAAACAAAGAUAUUGUUGACGAUGACGUUUAUAGUGACUCGGGUGUAAAUGAUAAAUCUCAUCUUGAUUUGAGUGAGAAAGAGAAACCAGAAGUCCCAUCACUUUCUUCUACGCUUAGACAUUAUGAUGUUCCUGGAUCUCCUUCAGAAAAAGUCCGUUCCUAUCUUGAAAGUGGGUUCCACCAUGACACUUUGGAUAAAAGAGAUAGUGUAGGUGAUAGGGGGAAGUUCCAUACUCAAUACAAUGAAAACCUUCACCAUGAUGAUUAUGAUAGACCGUCUAGCAGCUAUUUUCAUGAUUCAAUUUUUGAGAUGGAUCCAGAGCCUAUUCUCCAUGAAAAGCAGAAUGAUGAUUCGGACUAUCAUCAGCUGGAACCUGUCUCAGUGCAGGACCACGACAUGCAGCAAUACAUAUUGGAUAAGCCAGCCUCUCCAGCAAAUGCUGAAAUAGGUGAACAUACAUAUGUGGAGGCAGUGCAAAAUGAAUCGGCUCAGUCAGGAUGUGUGUCUAGAGAUACAGAUGAGGGAGUUCCAAUGCACCAUACAGAGAAGUUGUGCAUUUCUCCUGUUUCCCCUUUGAGAGAUCCUGAAACUAAUAGUCAUAAGGUACAUGAAUUGAUUAAUUCUUCACGUGGAUGCAAAUAUUUAGCACCAUCACAUUUUGAUAAAAAAAAUCAUGGCAGUUCUCCAGAACCAGAUAAUGCACCCACUAAAAAUAUAGAAACAUUAGGUUCACCAAAUGUAUCUGGUAGUUCCUACCAAUCGACCGACAUUCAUGAUAUACAACCUGGUUAUCCAGCUAAGUCAAAUCAGCAGAUUUCCAGUCCCACGAAUAAGCAGACUCCUAGUACUAUAGUACCUAAUCAGAUAGAUCCUCCCCAAGCUGAGCCGUUGAACUUGGCUUCUUCUCAUGGAAUGGAGCUUAUGUCUCAGCACAUUGAGAAUUCUCCUGCAGAGCAUGUUAUAACAUCACCAAGUGGUCAUUACCGGGUGAACGGGGAAAUGCUUCAGUCAUCUAUUAGGAGACAGAAAUCCUCUUGCGUGCAUAAGGCAGAUUAUAGAAACAGGUCCUACUCUAGGUCGUCCCGACAUAGUAAGGGUUGCAAGAAGAGGUCACAUGACUUAGGUCCUUCUAUGAGCCACUCUAUCAGAAGUGAAAAGUUAUGUCCUCCACAUGAAGGUCUUGUGCAACCAUUAUCUUCUUCAAAAUCAUCUGAGCAGAAGCAUGCAUCAAGGUCCCCAACUCCUCAAGACCAGCCUCUCAAAAGUCAGAACUCGUCUGCUUCACAAGGAGGUGUGGUGGUGCUGCCGUCAUCUUUGUCUAGAUUAUGUAGGCAGAAGCCUGGAUCAGCAAGGAGGUCUAAUCAUAGGAGGUCCAGUUCAAGGUCACUAUAUAUUGGAGGCGGCCACAAGGAUUUACUUGACGCAUCUCUUUCUGUAGACCGGUGUUCAAGAAGUCAUAAGGUAUCUUCUUCUGGAGAAGGUGACACACAAUUCCCAUCUUCUAGAUCAGUUGAGCAGAAAAAUAUAUCUUCACUGAUGCCUCAUCGAAAUGGUUCUCGAUCAAGGUCUCCACAUACUAGAUACCAUCACAAGAGGCCACGCGAUACAGCUCAAACUGAGCAGCUGUCUCAGAGAAAGAAACUCUUUGCUUUGCAGGGUUCAGUGCAACUGUCAUCUUUGUCAAGAUCAGGAAAGCAGAAGCACGAACUGGACGAUAAAUCUACCUCUUUCGGAGUGCUAUCAAUGUCACCUCAUAAUGGAGACCAUUGCAAGACAUCAUUGUUUCAUGCUGAUAGUUCUACAGGAAGGUUGCACAGCAGGCAAAAGGAAUCUGCGCUGCAAGGAGAUCACGGACAAUCAUCUUCUUCAAGAUUGCGCAGCAACAGGCCUGGAUCAGUUGAGACAUAUAAAAGAAAGAGGUCCCAAUCAAGGUCUCCAUGUACUGGAGAUAACAAGAGGUCAAAGCGUGCACACCACCCUUCCAGCAGUCAAAACGUUUCCGCGCAACACGAAUCCCUUUUGCAACCAUAUGAGUCAGCCGAAAGGCAGAAUCUUGGUCUUUGUUCUGCUUCUCCUUGGAGUUCAAGGCAAAGGCCUAUAAAUAGUUCUUCGGCAAAAGGUGCCCCUGAAUUACACAGAAAUCAUUGCACACACCAUAAUCAUGGGCAUCGAGGGAGGUCAAUAUCGCCAUUACAUAUCAGAAGAAAGGAUUUCUCUAGGGAAUCCAAAGUAGAUAUUCCAAAAAGAUCUCUGUCAAAGUCCCCAGGUAGAAGAGACAUUGGCAAGUUUCCAAGGAAAAGGCACUCUCCAAGGCACAGAUCUCCUCAAAGUUAUCAUUCUCUUCGUAGUACACCUAGAAGAACUCACUGGUCACCACCUCAUGACAGGAGCACUGGAUUGGGUAAACCCGGUAGAGGUCUAUUUGUUGCUGGGUUCAGUUUUAUAACUACUGAAAGAGAUCUGGAGAGGAAGUUUUCCAGAUUCGGACGUGUGCGAGAUGUUCGUAUAGUUCGUGACAAGAGGUCUGGAGAUUCUCGUGGAUUCGGGUUUUUAACACUGGAAAGAGAUGAGCAAGCAGAUGCCGCAAUCAGAGCCCUGGACAAGACGGAAUGGGACGGUCGGAUCGUCCUUGUGGAGAAAUCAAAAUCUCAUUGAAGAGAUAAGGCAAGGCGGAUUGGAUAUCAAGACUGAUCUUGUUAGUCCUGCCACUCAAUUUUGUUUGUCUUUAAGAUAUUCAUUUUUCAGAUAAUGAGUAGGACACCGAUGAAUUUAAGCAUUAGGCAUAACGUUUGGUAGAUGAUUUUGUUCCUGGAAAGCACCUGGAGAAUAUGGUUAAUGUGUGCACGUAACACUCGUGAAAGAAACGUGGCCGUGACUACUCAAAACCGCGUAUUCGGUUUAGACAUUUGCUGCUGUUUUUGUCCUAGUUGCAGUUGCCGGAACUAUGGAUAGGAAGGAGUCUACGCCCCCAAUAACAAUGACAACAUUAAUGCAGACAACGUGUCCUUAUCUGUAAAUUCCCAAUUCUCAUGGAAAAUUCAAGUACAGAUCUUCUUACA